This is a messenger RNA of Vigna radiata var. radiata (mung bean), 904 nucleotides long. Its product is annotated as (R)-specific enoyl-CoA hydratase. NCBI's taxonomy places the organism in Eukaryota, Viridiplantae, Streptophyta, Magnoliopsida, Fabales, Fabaceae. The transcript is spliced from 4 exons. The record is from RefSeq and is a predicted model, not a curated record. Bases 195 to 722 code for a protein of 175 amino acids.
GUUUUGGAUGAAAUCCGAUUCAUGUUACAUUUAGUUUGUUGUCGUGACAAAUAUUCAAUUAUUGGCAUGCAGGGAAGCUGUUUGUUAAAAUGCUUUAACCAAAAGAAAAAUUGCUUAUCUGUUCUGCGUGUUCUUUUUGCGUCAGUGGAGGACGUCAAGGAUUUGUUUUGUUGAAUUGAAAAAUUCUUGCAAGAAUGCUCCUGCGGAGUUUACAAUUUAGCAAACUUCAGUGUCUGAACCUAAGGGGUUUUGCAUCGGUAACUCCUCAAGAAGUACUUAAGCCUGGGGAUGUGUUGAGAAAAGCAAGGGCUUUUACCGAGGAAGAUGUUCUCCAGUACUCCAAGGUGAGUUUUGAUUGUAAUCCUUUGCACCUUGACUCUGCUGCUGCCAAAGACGCUGGAUUUGAAGGUCCAGUGGUACACGGGAUGCUUGUGUCUUCUCUCUUUCCCCAUAUCAUCUCCACACAUUUUCCUGGAGCUGUGUAUGUAUCUCAAAACUUGAAUUUUAAGUUCCCGGUCUAUAUUGGAGAUCAGAUUAUUGUUGAAGUGCAAGCAACUAAUCUUAGAGCAAAUAGAAAUCGAUAUCUUGCAAAAUUUAAGACAAGGUGCUUGAAGAAUGGUGAACUUAUUGUCAUUGAUGGUGAGGCUGUGGCUUUGUUACCAACCUUGACGUUGAGAGCAACACAAGGAGCCGUAACAGAUCUUCAGGGUCCUAACUGUUAGUCAUUAAUACCUUUUUGCAAGGGACUGUUAGACCUUCAAUUGCUACAGUUGUUGUUUGUGUUUUAAUGGAGAAUUGUAGUCAUUGAUCGUGGGUUCUAAAAUGUGAUCCUGAAUAAAAAGACAUAAAAAAUUGUUCUUUGUUAUUCUGUUGUUACUGAUGAAAACGUUCAUUCUUGGUUGUU